Molecule: messenger RNA, 1617 nt
Organism: Fonsecaea pedrosoi CBS 271.37
Lineage: Eukaryota; Fungi; Ascomycota; Eurotiomycetes; Chaetothyriales; Herpotrichiellaceae
Exons: 4
Coding region: 1-1617 (538 amino acids)
Biological process (GO): protein phosphorylation
Molecular function (GO): protein kinase activity; ATP binding
Source: RefSeq, a predicted model, not a curated record
AUGUCCUCCAUAUGUUACAAUACCCAGAGAAACGCAUCCAGUUUGGAAGUCAUGCUUCUUGAGAAAGAGAAUGAAAUUCUUCAUAUUGCUGCACAAUGUCUCAACGUCAACGUGAGUGCCUGCAAGCUUUCAGACGUCGCCGAUUGGAACCACUGCAGUUUCAAUCUACGUGUUCCUAUUCAUGUCGAUUGGAAGGGGCUUGAACGAGUUCUAUUCCGUGUCCCACUCCCGUAUAAAAUUGGCGAGGACUUGCUCCCAGGCAACAUGGACGAGAAAGUCAGAUGUGAGGCGGCAAUCUAUAUUUACAUUCACCAACACUGUCCUGAUGUCCCCAUCCCCAUGCUCUUGGGCUUCGGCGUCUCCACCGGAAUCGACUUCACACCCCUUGAGAAUGCUUCCUUCUUGUGUCUACUCUAUCGAUGGCUUGCCGAUCAGCUGCGAACCGUUGUGGGAAUCCCAUUAGCGUCGCCUUUUGUCGCCAAUCGUCGAACAUCGACCCUUUGUGUGGGUUACAUUGUACUGGAGUAUAUUGAGCGCGGGCAGAUGCUCUCUGAGACCUUCAAUUCUCAAAUAUGCGAUCCAUCACGGCGGUGGGACCAGUUCAAGGAUCUGUCCCGUAUCAUGGGAUACAUAUCACUCUCCAAGCGGCCUUUAACUCUCCAACUCCAAGCACUCGAGAAUGAAGACAUUCCUACAGGUAAUGACCGUUUACGAACCUAUGAAUGCACCGAGAGCUACGUGCUGGAUCUCCUAGCGUACCGUGACAGCCGCCUUCUGCAUCAGCCAAACUCCAUGAACGAUGAGAAGGACGGGAGGAGACAGAUGUCCGCCGUAGGUCUAACGAGGUCCAUUAUGCCCCUAGUUCAUCAACCGCAAGACCGCACGAGGCCCGGUUUUCCUCGGUCUCACGGAUCUGCAACAGUGCAACAGAGUAACAUCUUCGUCAACGAGUGGUGGCAAGUCGAGAACCUGAUAGGCUUGGAAUGGGCGUGUUCACACCCUUCCGAAAUGCUGAGACCGCCUUACUUGUUGACCGGGGAGAAGGUCGACUGUUUGUAUGGCAAGACCCAGCUUGACAGAUUCUGCAACGCACGCGAAGAAUUCAUGGCCGAGUUUCGACAACAGGAGAUGCUUCUAACGUCGCCGUCGGAGACCACACGAAGUGCCAUGACGGACCAGAUCGCGGCGGGAUUGCAGUAUCUGCACAGCAAGGGCGUCGUGCACGCCGAUGUGGGCUGGCAGAACGUGAUCGUGGUCAAUGAGGACACUUCAGACCAGGAUAGCUGCAGGUUGAUCGACUCUGAAGGGUGCGGAGUUGACGGUAACGCCGCAAACUCGUGCUACGAGUGGUUCAGCUAUCGACUCGCGACACCGCGGGUCAGCGAGCAGACUGACAUCUUCGCGUGCGGGUGCUUGGUCUACGAACUUGUCACGGACACGCCACUUUACCGGGAUGAAUACAAGGACUCGCGACACAGGGACCACGAGGUCGAACAGCUCUACCUGGCCAAUCGCUUCCCAGACCUGGCGAAUUGGCCGUUACGUCGGGUUAUACACGAUUGUUGGCACGGUCACUUCAACACAAUGGCGGAUAUGAUUCAGGCGCUCAACGAAUGA